CUGCCUGUAUAAACUAUGCCCAAAAGUUUCUGAAGUAAACCCCUCUUUGGAAAUUUUUUAUUAGAGCUUUGUAUGCACAAAUAAAACAUUCAUUCGUAUGCUCACGCGUACAUAUAGAUUUAUAAAUAGGGUGCGAAAUAUAGUAUAUGCUUGCCGGCGAUGCCGACGCCGGUUAGCGCAGCCAGGCAAUGCUUAACGGAGGAGGCCGCGCGUGUUCUGGAUGAUGCGGUGGCUGUGGCACGUCGGCGCAGCCACGCGCAGACGACGUCGCUCCACGCCAUCUCGGCCUUGCUGGCCCUGCCCUCCUCGGUUCUCCGGGACGCCUGCGCACGAGCACGCAGCGGCGCGUACUCGCCACGGCUUCAGUUUCGGGCACUUGAGCUCUCCGUGGGGGUCUCCCUGGACCGCUUGCCCUCCUCUUCCAAAGCCCUCGAAGAGCCUCCUGUCUCAAACUCUCUCAUGGCCGCGAUCAAGCGGUCCCAGGCGAACCAGAGGCGCCACCCCGAGAGCUGUCACCUGCACCACCAAAUCAUUCAAGGCCAGCAGCAAACGACAUCGCUUUUAAAAGUCGAGCUCAAGCACUUUAUCCUCUCCAUUCUCGACGACCCGAUCGUUAGUCGGGUUUUAGGGGAGGCAGGUUUCCGGAGCUGCGACAUAAAGAUAGCAAUUAUCCACCCGCCGGUAUCCCGGUUCUCGAGGACCCGGUUCCCGCCAGUUUUCCUCUGUAACCUGACGGAUUCGGACCCGGUACAACGUAGUUUCAGCUUGGAGGUUUCUGGGGACGAGAAUUCAAGAAGAAUCGCUCAGGUUUUACUCAAAAAGACUGGGAAAAACCCGUUGCUAGUCGGAGCUUGCGCUAUCGACGCCCUUCGGAGCUUCACCGAGUGUAUAAACAAAGGUAAAGGGAGUUCUUUGCCAGCUGAGCUAGCUGGGUUGAGUGUAAGCAGCGCAGAGAAUGAUAUUUCCGAGUUUGUUAAUGGACGUGGGAGCGAGGACAAGUUGGGAUUAAAGUUUAAGGAGUUGGGUAGUGCUGCUAAGCAAUGCUCAGGGCCCGGAAUUGUCGUCAACUUCGGCGAUUUGAAGGCGUUGAUCGAAGACAGUGUAUCGGGUGCGGCUGUCAGCUUUGUGGUUUCGCAGUUGACGAGGUUGUUGGAGCUUCACGGUGAGAAAUUGUGGCUGAUGGGUGCGGCGGGGACUAACGAGACGUACUUAAAGCUUCUGGGUCGGUUUCCGAGCAUACAGAAAGACUGGGAUUUGCAUCCCUUGCCCAUCACUUCUUUGCCUUUCAAUGAUGGAUUUUGCUCCAAGUCUAGCUUGAUGGGUUCCUUUGUUCCAUUUGGUGGGUUCUUCUCUACAACAUCUGAUUUCAGAAUUCCAUUAAGCCGCACAAAUCAAUCCUUUGCACGUUGUAAGCUAUGCACUGAAAAGUAUGAGCGAGAAGCUGCUCUCAUUCAGAAGGGAGGAUCAACUAGUUCUGUUGCUGAUCAGUACUCAGAAAACCUUCCUUCUUGGUUGAGAAUGGCUGAACUUGAUGCAGAGAAGGUAGUAGAUGUGGCAAAGACCACAGAUGAUCCAGCAACAUUGAAUGCCAAAAUUUUGCAGCUGCAAAAGAAAUGGAACGAUAUCUGUUGGCGAAUCCAUCAAGUACCACCACCUAAAUUAGAUAUUUCCCAUGCCAGGUUCCAAGUCCCAUCUGCUGAGGACUUCCUUUUGAAUACAAAUCGGAAGGAAGGAAGCAGUAAAGAUUCAUCUGUAAUCAAAAGCCGAUAUGCAAACCCAAGCUCCAGUAUGCCAACAGACUUCCAAAAAGUUUUCCCAUUUGAACAGGACAUUCAAAUACCGGUGGCUUCUGCUGCUGAAAAUCAUAAUUUUCAAUCUGAGCUAUUGGAUAAGGUUUCAAAGAGUCAGCAAAUUGAGAUGAAGAGCCCCUGGUUUGCUAGGUAUCCUACCCCCAAUUUGAGUCUACCCCCCGACCGUGCAUCAUCUUCUCCUGUCACUUCUGUGACCACAGAUUUGGGGCUGGGAACACUCUAUGCAUCAGUCAGUCAGGAGCCUGACAGUUCAAAAAUAUCAGGUGACAAGGAAUGUCUUCAGAACCUUUCAGGUUCUGUUUCUGCUGAGGUUGAUGCAGUGAGUGAAAAUACUUCGCACCAAGUUGCCCGGUCCUCUUCCUGCUCUGGUCCUAAUAUGGGAGAUCAGUCUGAUUUAAGAGAUUUUAAGUCACUUAGGAGAUUUCUUGCAGAAAAGGUUUGCUGGCAGGAUGAAGCCAUAUGUUCUGUCGGUAAAGCUAUAUCCUGUUGCCGAUCUGGUAAUGGAAGGCACCGUGGCUCGAGUCUCAGAGGAGAUAUUUGGCUUACUUUCCUUGGACCUGACAAAGUUGGAAAGAAGAGAAUUGCUUCAGCACUAGCUGAGCUAAUGUUUGGCACCAAGGAAAGCCUAAUCUCUGUGGAUUUGGGCUUCCAAGACAGGGUUUACCAAUCAAACAUGAUAUUUGAACACCAUGAAUUUGAAUGUUCUGGUAUGAACUUUAGAGGAAAGACUGUUAUUGAUUACAUUGCUGGGGAGUUGAGAAAGAAGCCCCAUUCAGUUGUCUUCCUUCAAAAUGUAGAUAAGGCAGAUAAUUUGGCCCAAAGGAGCUUGUCCCAGGCGAUUAGGACGGGCAAAUUUGCAGACUCCUAUGGGAGAGAAAUCAGCAUCAACAAUAUGAUCUUCGUGAUAGCCUCAAUGAUCACAAAGGGAGAUAGAACGUUCCUUUCAAGUAAGGAACCCAAGGAAUUUCCUGAGGAAAUAAUACUCAAAGCCAGAAGAUAUCAGAUGCAAAUCUUGAUGGAAUGCAUUGCUGGGGAUAGCGACAGAAGCAAUGGAAUGAAUGUGAGAGUAACUCCAAGAAAAGGAACUUUGAAUCCCAAGUCUGUAAAUAAAAGGAGGCUGACCGAGACCUGUGAUUCUAUGGUUCAGGGAGAAAUAUUCGAGAUGCCGAAACGGCCGCACAAGUUGUCCAGAUCCUAUUUGGAUUUGAAUCAACCUGUAGACGAUCUGGAGGACAUCGAUUAUGGAGACUGUGACAGUGACUCUAUCUCUGAAAACUCGGAAGCUUGGUUAGAGGAGUUGUUUGAUCAAGUGGAUGAAAAUGUGGACUUUAAAUCAUUUAAUUUUGAUGCACUUGCUGGAAAAAUAGUGAAGGAUAUUAGCCUAAAAUUCCAGAGGAGUAUUGGGACUAAGGUUGUACUGGAGAUUGAUUAUGAGGUUAUGGUGCAAAUGCUUGCAGCUGCUUGGUUAUCAGACAGAAAUAGAGCAGUGGAGGAAUGGGUUGAGCAGGUUCUCUGCAGGAGCUUGGCUGAAGCCCGGCAGAAGUACCACCUCACUGCUCAGUCUGUUCUGAAACUGGUUACUUGUGAAGGCACUUUUGUGGAAGGGCAAGCUCCUGGAGCGUGUCUUCCUGCAAGAAUUAAUUUGAAUUAAUUUUUUAGUCACCAUGCUUCAUGUAAGUAUGUGUAUACUGUAGCUCUUAGCAUAUAGCUUUCGGCCUUGGAAAAGCCUUUGUUUGGCUAUAAUCAAAAUCCAAAGUAAAUUUUUCAGGCAACCACUGUGCUGUACACUAUCAUCAUAUAUAUGCCAGCAGUAAAGGGAAUGUUUCUUGUUCUA
Messenger RNA from Juglans microcarpa x Juglans regia, 3645 nucleotides. RefSeq names its product protein SMAX1-LIKE 6-like. NCBI's taxonomy places the organism in Eukaryota, Viridiplantae, Streptophyta, Magnoliopsida, Fagales, Juglandaceae. The record is from RefSeq and is a predicted model, not a curated record. The coding region runs from base 160 to 3462 and encodes 1100 amino acids. The transcript has 3 exons. Gene Ontology annotation, molecular function: ATP binding; ATP hydrolysis activity.